AUGGGUAAACUUAGAAAAAGUAAGAAGAAUCAAAAAGCAAGAUUGAAUCCAAUAGGAUCAUCCAAAAAGAAUAAUACAGACACAAGCAAAAGAGAUGAAAAUACUAUUCAAUCUAAAAUAGUUCCAUUAAUUAAUAAAUUAAAAUCAACAAUUCCUAAUGAAAAGUCAAUGGCUAUUGGUGCUAUAACUGUAUUAGCUGAAGAUGAACGAAUGAGAAAAUUAUUAUUAAAAGAAAAAUUAAUCACUAUUGUAAUGGAACAAUGUUUAAAUGAUUCAAAUGAUGAAAUUGUAGUUGAAUCAUUUGGGUUAUUAAGAAAUUUAGGAAUUGAAGAAGGUUAUGAUGUUUUAAAAUAUUUAUGGAGAUCAAAUAUUUGGAUUACAAUUGAAAAUGGAUUAAAUAAAGUUGAUACUUCUUUUAAAUAUUUACAAGAACAUCCUGAUAAACAAGAUAAAUCAAAGGUGCAAUUAUUAUAUGAUUUUACGGAAAAUCUUUUAUCAUUAAUUAUUGUUUUGGCAAGUGGUUCACAAGAUAUUUAUGAAAGUAUAUUUAAUAAAAUUGAUCCAAUUAUUGGAUUUGUCGUUAAUUUAAUUAAUUUACAAAUCUCCAAUGAAUCUAAAUUCAAAAUAUCAACUAAAUUAUUUAAUUCAUUAUUAGAAUUCAUUUAUGAAUUUUCAACUGAAUCAAUUGAUUUUAUAAAGAAAUUAAAUGAAAAUUCCAAUUUAGAUUUUGUUAAAUUAAUUGAAUAUGUUGAAAGUAAUCAAUCAAAUAAAUUAGCCAAUAUUUAUAUUGAAGGUAUUAAAUUUAAUAAUUAUGAAAUCUUAGAAACAAAUCAUCAAGAUAAAGAUCAAAUUGCUCAAUCUAUCUUUAUAAGAUUAUAUAAUCUUAUUAUAGAUAUUGAUUUGAAUGAAUUAAAACAAAAAAUCAAUUCCAUUAGUAAUCCAGACAAUUCCAAUAAACCAAUUCAAAAAGACGCAAAUACUUUGGAAAAAGACUUAUCAUCAUCAUCUAUAGAAACCAAAUCACAAACUAAAGCUGAAUUAUAUUCACUUGAAAUUUCAUUAGAUAUAAUUACAUCAAUUUUAGAAUAUUUAUCUAUAAAUGAAGAAUCUCCACAAGAUCCAAUUGAAUUAUCACCAGAAUUACAAACAAUUUUAUUAGAUAAAACUUUCAUGGCCUUAAUUGAAUUACUUAAAUUUGAAAUUAAUGAAAAUAUAUUACAAUUAAUUGAAAAGAUUUUGAGUGCUUUAAAUAAUUUAACUUGGUUAAUGUUAAGUAAUGAAACAUUACCAGUUGAAUGGUAUACUAAAUCCCUCUCAUUAUGGGAUAUUAUUCUUACAUUAUCUUCCAAACAAGAUCAAUCUCCAGUGGUGCAAAAUUCUUGUUUGAAUAUCUUAUGGGGGGUUGUGAAAUCGCUUGGACCAGAAAUCGUAUCUGAGAUCCAACCAGAGAUGAUCGGGGGUUUGAUAACAAAGGCAAAGAAUAUCCUUGGAGAGACUGAAAGUAAUACUACAGAUGAUGACAGUUUAAAUAUGUAUUUAUCAAUUGUUGGGUUUUUAGGUACAUUAGCCCCAAUAGUGGGUAAUAAUGACAUUACAAAUGAAAUUUCCCAAUUCUUAUUACAAUCAUGUCAAGAAUGUAUAAAUAAAUCGGAACAAAAUCCAAUCAUUAUAGAAAUUAUAAUUGAAUCAUUAAAUUUAAUUUAUGAAAUCUUUAGUGAUAAAGAUUUCUCAUAUGAUUAUGAAAUUUUUGUUAAACAAAAUUAUUUAAGUAAUUUGAAAAAUUUACAACCUAAUGUUAAACAAGUUUAUAAAAAAAUUGAUAAACAUAAACAACCUCAAUUGAAAUUGAAAAUGGAAGAAACUUGGAUUAAUCUUGGAAGAUUUAUUCAAUACAAGGAAACAGAACGUAUUUAG
Molecule: messenger RNA, 1914 nt
Organism: Hemisphaericaspora subhashii
Lineage: Eukaryota; Fungi; Ascomycota; Pichiomycetes; Serinales; Debaryomycetaceae
Exons: 1
Coding region: 1-1914 (637 amino acids)
Biological process (GO): ribosomal large subunit biogenesis; protein import into nucleus
Source: RefSeq, a predicted model, not a curated record